UCUUCCCGUACAGUUUAGUUGUAGGCUGCUGCAAUAUUUCCGUGAAGAGUUAUUGCUUGUGUCUGUCAGGAGUGAUGUGUUAUCACGUUUGCUAAAUAAAUACGAGACGACAGUGGAGUGGCUUGCCCUUUGCUAAAUGAGGAGCAUUGUGCCCGUAGCGAAACCUGUGAUUUCCGUGAAUCUGAUUGGUCAAGACACAGAACAGAAUGCACAUAACCUGCAGCACUCCGAUAUAAAGAACAGAUAGGCCUACAUUGUGCGCAAGAUGACAAAUUGAGUCAUACAGCUCAAGUCACGUCACAAGUUAUAGAUGCUCAAGUCGAAGUGGCAAGUUUUUUUGUAUUUUUUUGCCAAGUCAAGUCGUAAAAUUUGCGACUCGAGUCCACAUCUCUGAAUCCUGCUGCUGAUGACCUUGAAUUUAGUAGUACAGAGCCUGUAAACACAUCGGAUGAAAGCUUUCACCCUGGAAUAAGCUCAACGUCAUCUGACUUUGAAACAAGCCAGGACAGCCAAAGAGGCAGCUGCUGAGCUGUAUUCGAGGUGGAAACUGCCCUGGACCAAAUGUCAGCUCCCUACAGAUCCCUGGGGACGUCAGCUUCUUUGCCAACCACCUCGCUGUCCCUACUAUGGAGUUUGCAUUUGAACAGACCAAAGCAGAAGAGAAAAGCAGUUUUCUCUCUGAAGCCCUGUUUUCUGCAGAGUCACCGGAGACCUUGGAUCCCCUCUUCAAAUUCCAUGAGACUAUCGCUAAGAUGACAGCAGAGGUCAUUCUUCGACUCGUCAAUGAUCCAGUACUUCCAUUCUAUCCUCUUGAUAUCGCCCUGGAUGUCCAGAAUAAACUCAAAGAUGAUCCCCUGAGGACCCCCAGACUGCUGGCAGCAGCUGCCUACCUCAGAGAGAGCUCAGCCUUCCUCCAGUCUGAGACCAUGCGUCCAGCCAAUGACCCCAAGGAGAGGGACCCCUCCCAUGUCCGCAUGCUGAACGACGUGCUCCGGGACCUGGAGAAGAGCUUCAUGGUCCCCCAGCCCCCUCCAGGUGUCUACAGGAACCUGUUGUACAGUCUGAAUGGGAAGUUCCCCCAGUUCUCCAUACUGAAGUACCCCCUGGAUCCACUAAAACACAACGCUGUAAACAAGUCUCUGUCACUGAUAAUAAACGCCAUCAAUUCAGCUGAAAAACUAAUUCGCUGUGGGCUUGACCUCUUUGAAAACAGUCCAGAUGACACAAAUUGACCCAACGAAACCAAUCAGCCAAGGUUAGAGGCACUGUAUGACUGCACUGCCUAGACCAAUGGUAUCUGCAUACGUGCCUCAGAUACCUAAGUUCACUCUGCACAAUGAAGUGUGGCACAUUUUUUUUUUACAAAGAGAUCACACUAAAGCAAUAUGAAGAGACCGGGACACCUUCUCGCACUAUUCUUCUUGAGCGCCUAAUGUGUUCAGGUUUAUGAAACAUUCAAUAAGCAAUGUUGAUUUCUUCUAGAUCCUUCUGGCUGUCAAUGAAAGUGCUGGGCUAUCCAAGAUGUCCUAAUGCCUCAUUUAUACAUGUCUGUCUGGCUGUCUGGAACAACGCCAGACAGGCAGGCACGUAUAAACUGAGAACGUGAAGAAGCACUGGAACACAGGAGUGAGCUAAAUCUACAAGACAGAGCGAUUCACAACCACGCAGAGCUUGAUAGAUAAACAUGCAUUUUGAAGUGAGUAAUGCCUCACUGACUACAGCAUGUUUUUACACGAGUGGAUAAACACUAUAAGGCCAGCUGGAUGUGUUUAUGCUCAUAUGCACUAUUGAACAAUCUCUGCCUCUGUCUAAACAUUCAAACAAAACAUACAGUAUGACACCAUUCCAUGCUCUUAGUUCUGCUGAAAGCACAACAACCCUCUGUUCUGCUCUCAUUGUACCUUGUGAUUUUCUACAGGCAAGGCAAAUGUGUAUCUAUGACAGAGCAGAGGAGAACAUGAUGUUUGGAUUAUAGUAAGUGUGUGAGAAAUUAGCUAUAUUUACAGAGGCAUGAUUGGUGAGGUAAACAGUGACAGCGGUGUGACAUGGCCUGUUUUGACAGUUGACAUGCUCAACCGUACUUAUAAUAGUCAUACGCAUUACCGUCUUGACUGCAGACCCAAGCUGGCGUUAAGGAUGCUUAAAUUUGAUUUGAUUUUGAUUUGAAGUCCCUGAAAACUGCAUUUUGUAUGAUUAUAUUUUUCAGUGUCUCAUGCACUAUAUGAUUGAAUCCAAUAACCAGCACAGUAAAGUGUUCUCUACCAGAUGUGUGCUUUUAUUGGAUGUUUUUUUCUUCUACUUUGAUAUAUUGAAAAAUAAUAAUUCAUCUUUGAUAAUGUCUCGUACCCAAAGUGAAAUGUGAUAUCCGUAUUUUUCUAAUAACUCUGAAUUACUUGGAGUCCUCCAUGAUCAAUGUUAUUAAAAACAGGCAAGUCUCUGCAAUACUUUGAUAUAGAAGUAAUGGCAAUACCAAUGGACAAGAGUAGUGUGGUUGUCUACAAAACAAACCUCACUUUCUCUAUUUGUACAUACAGUAAGGAUGGACUGAUGAUGAAAUGUGUAGUAUUACAGUAGCUGUUAUUUGACUUAACUUAUUUGUUAUGCUUUGUUCAUGGUAGACUUCUUCAUGUGUUAUUUUUGCAUGAGCGUUGACAUUCAUUGGGAUGAAUCUUGUCUUCGAGGCAGCGCUGAGCGAUUUCCACUACAAGCGCUCGAGGCAAAGUCAAGAUUGUCUAUAUUAUAUCGUACAAAUUAUUAGAUUUUUUUUUUUAAUCACUUUUUGGUCUUAAUUUAAGGCUAGGGUUAGGCAUAAGGUUAGCAGUGUGGUUAGGGUUAUGUUUAAAAUCAGAUUUUAUUACAUUGUGGCUGUGCCAGCUAGUGACUACCCUUCAGAGCUGCCUCCAGUACAUCAAUCAUACCAAUAAAUGACAACCUGCAUAUUGCAAUGUACGUCAUUUGUUUUGCUUAUUUUUUGAGGGUUUAAGUGAUAUUUUCUUAAUUGCAGGGUUAUGUAAUGCUGUUGUGUCCAUCUCAAGGAUAAAUGUGGAUUUUGAAGGUAGUGGAACUGUCCCCAAAAGUCUCCUAUGCCAAUGUAAUCCUUUGUCCAUCAUCAUUAUUGUCAUCAUUAUAAGACAUUUGCACUAGAGAUUGUGUUUUUGAUAACGUUUUUACAAAUUUGUGAUAUAAAGGUCACUGGAAUUCAUAAUAAGGAUUUAAUGAUAUUUUGUUAAAAAAAUUGUACUUGACUUAACUUUUCAAAAGAAAUGUAAUGGCUAUUUAGGAACACUUCAUUCAGGGACUACAAUAUUAGCUAAGCUUUAAAUUAUGUACGUGCCUUUAUUUGAAAAUCAUGAAUGCUUUAAGAAAGGUUCUUCGGCUGAUGUCAAUAGUACAUGUGUACAUUGUUAUUUUGCUUGAAUAGAAGAAUCUGUUUGAUUUCGAUACCAAAAAUGAAGUGUGUGCUGUAUAAAACCCUAUUAGUUUAGGAUUAAUUCAACAACAGUAGGCCUACUACAUUUUUAGUGGCAUGAAAAUAAGGAGAAAUUAUAAAAAGCCAGUUGUCUCAUUCCUUAAAAUUGGUCAAUUAAUACUCUUCUGAGGACUUCUACAGAGGACCAUUUCAUAACUUCAUUACAGGAUUUGUAUUAGUUUAUUUUAUCAUUAAGAAGCGAACAUUGUUCAUGCAUAGUAGCAUAUAAAAUGCCCUUUAUAACAGGCGAACAGGUGAAAUGUUUUUUUGUUACAUAAAAAAAGGUUUUUAUAAGGUAACAGCAACAAGCCUUUGGUAUGAGUUAUCUGGAAGCAUGGUAAGUAUGGACGUAGUUCCAUCAUUCACUGUAGUAUGUAGUAUGAAAUGGCAGAUUGUUAUGCUCUUACUGUACCUCCAAAUAUAGUAGCUUUUAGUUGGACCAUGAGCUUCAAAUAGGCUAUAUCAAAUGUCUUCAAUUGUACAGUUAUUUAUGUGAUGCUUUGUACAAUCAUAUAAUAUUACACAAGUUAGAUGUGUUGCAUGAUGUGUUACAUGAAAUACUGCAUUGACUGGCAUGAAUAUUGCAUGUAUUUGCACUAAGAGUCUUGAUUGUGAGUUUACCAAGUCUUAUAUUGUUGUAAAUUGUGAUCAUGUCUCUAGUCUCUUAAGUAAUAGAUAUCAGGGUUUUGGCCACUUGAAAUUCCUUUGGGAUUUGUUUCUUUAAAUAUCUCUUAAUAUAGCUGGUCAAGCAGGAACUAUCAUGUAUUGAAUCCCCAUGUCAUUGGUAUCAUAUGCAAUAAACGCUACAUUGGCAUGA
Salvelinus namaycush (lake trout) is the source of this 4286-nucleotide messenger RNA. Its product is annotated as inactive N-acetylated-alpha-linked acidic dipeptidase-like protein 2. The transcript is spliced from 6 exons. The record is from RefSeq and is a predicted model, not a curated record. Lineage: Eukaryota; Metazoa; Chordata; Actinopteri; Salmoniformes; Salmonidae. Bases 627 to 1232 code for a protein of 201 amino acids.